AUAAAUAUUUAAGAAGUCAUAUGAUUUCAUAUCAUGUUCGAUCCAAAGAAUAUAGUGUGAGAAAGAAAAGGAAUCUAAAAUCAUAAAUGUAAACAAGAAUCUGGGUUUUGGUUGACUUGUCUUGACAAUGAAGCAUGCUUUUUACAACCUCACAUAAAUGAUAGAAGCCUUUGGAUUGGAACCAGCAGCCUUAGCAAGAUAAAGAACAAAAACCCUUCAUGCAAUUGCACCUACAAACCUUCCUCUCCUUCAACAAACACACGUAGAAAUUCUUUCUUCUUUCAACAGCUAGCUUUAAUGGCCGACACUGAUCGGAGACAAGUUGCAACAUAUCUUUUACUUACAUCAUCGUUCUAGGCAUCGGUGGCUGGGCUAUGAAUCGAGCAAUUGAUCAUGUUUUCAUCAUUGGUAAGUAAAGUACAUAAUAGACGAUCCAUAUGAUAUUUCUAGUACUAGUUUUAUGCAUGUUGAAUGUGAAACUUGCAAGCCCAGGACUUGAUCUUUCUGCAAAUUUUUCAACUGUAUACUUCCCGAUGGGUAAUGCUGCUACUGGGUUUUUCAUGACAUUUGCUUUGAUAGCUGCAGUUGUUGUUGCUACAUCAGCAAUUGCUGGUGAAAAUCAUAUUCGUAAAUGGAAUGCCGAUAGCUUGCCAUCUGCAGUCACAGCUGCUACCAUUGCUUGGUCUCUUAGGGUCCUCCCCAUGGGCUUUGCUUGCAAAGACAUUCAGCUUCACAUCAGAAAUGCCCAUCUGAGAACUAUGGAGGCAUUAUUAAUCAUCCUCUCAGCUUCACAGCUCUUGUACCUGGCAACCAUUCAUACCGCUGCAACAAAUAGGAGAUCUUUAUAAAUUCAGGUUGCUUGACGCAAAUAUCCUGGGUCUUGCAAUCUUAUUUUGCUAAAAUUUGCAUUUUUCCUCGUUGGGGUGAUUUACGUAAAAUUUGAUUGAAUUUUUAUGAACUGAUAACGGAAAAUGAUUUGCCAGCCUCAUAUUGGCAUUUAUCAUUGUAAGGUUCUAAGUAAACAUUUGCCUAUGAAGAACCACUUUAUUUGGCUGUGAAACUUUAGAAUUUAAACCAUAUAUGGAAACAAUUAACUAUACUUGAUCCCCCAAUUACUUGCAGUUUCACCGAAC
Molecule: messenger RNA, 1133 nt
Organism: Mangifera indica (mango)
Lineage: Eukaryota; Viridiplantae; Streptophyta; Magnoliopsida; Sapindales; Anacardiaceae
Product: membrane protein PM19L-like
Exons: 3
Coding region: 438-848 (136 amino acids)
Source: RefSeq, a predicted model, not a curated record